AUGUACCCUAUUGUUGUGGUGGCUGCUAGUGCUUCCUCCUCUAGUAACAAUAAUGAUUCUUUCACACUUCUAAGAGAGUCAGGAGCUGGUCACUAUUCUCCUAUUGGAGGUUAUCAUGCUGGAAAGGACAUGGCGCUUGUUUUGGAUGUUGCACGUUUCAAGUAUCCUCCCUAUUGGGUCCCACUUACGCAUCUUUGGGAAGGCAUGAGUUAUAUUAAUGAAUUCACUGGAAAAUCCAGAGGGUUCAUGCUUAUAUCAAGGCCUCAUAGGGAACCCGACAUGCUUUAUACUCUGAGCUGCAAACACGAGAGCUGGAGUAGUAUUGCAAAAUUCCUAAUCGAUGAUGUUCCUUCUCUAUUAAAAUCAGAGGAUGUGAAAGACAUUUGUAAGGUUCUUUCAGUUAUAGUCACAUCGCUACCAUCCAACUUCGAAGAAUUCAUCAAAUGGGUUGCGGAGAUUAGGAGGCAAGAGGAUGGUGGUCCAAGCUUAUGUGAAGAGGAGAAAACACGAGCUGUUGUCAAGGAAGAUGUAUUGAAACAGGUGGAGAGGACGAGACUUUUCAAACAUGUGGCCUCUUUUUGCUGUCGAGAAACCUGCAUGAAAUGCGGGAAAGCUGAUGAUGACACGCCAAUAACAAAAGUUUGUGCCACUGUGCUAAAUGGCAACACUGAGUCCAUAAGGAUGCACCCAGCUAGCACUCAUGUGUUAACAGUGCUUCUAUUGUCCUUACCAUCUACAACCUGGGCUGGUAUCACAAAUGAGAAGCUUUUGAGGGAAAUUCAUGGCCUAGUUUCAACUGAAAAUCUUCCGGCGGCUUUGCUUCAAGAAGAGGUUUUGCAUUUAAGACGUCAGCUACACAUACUCAAGAGAUGUCAAGAAGGUAAGGUAGAUGGGGAUCUUGGUGUACCUUCGUCUAAGCAGCUCCUUAAUUCUUAUUCGUCCAUGACGAGGCUUUGUUUGAGAACCAGGGUCGCAUUUUAAUACACUAGGGUUAUUUAUACACCAAUGAUAAGAAAAUUGAAUUCAUGAAAAUUAAGCAACAAACAAGAGAAUUGAAACAAUAAAUUCAAGUUUGAAUUCAGGAAAAUUUAAAUAUCCAUAAAAAGUGAUACAUGAGAAAGUGAAUAGUAAGAGAGAAAAUUAAAAUAGAAAGGUUCUAAAUGUUGUACCACUUAAGCAAAAUCAUUGUUCUUUCUCUUUGCUUUGUUUGAGUUGUUUCUUUAAUUAAACAAAUCUCUAUUAGACAAUGAAAUUUUCUUCUCUUUGGCCUUUGCCUUGUAUUUUUCCUUUCUUUGUGCUUCUGUUUCACGGCUUCUGUUUCUAUGUUUUUAAAUUGUAGUUUCCUCUUAGUUUUUAAAUUAUACUAGAUCUUGUGGGACCCACAGCAUGUGUUAAAAGAAAAACAAGAAGAAUAAUAGGUUCUCUAUAAACGUAUAAAAAAAAAGUGUCGUGCUGCCCAUUGCUAGUUUGCUACCUCACGUGCUGUGAUGUCUAGACUAGGGGUGACUGCCUCAAAAAAAAUUUCUUUGGAAUUGUUAGGAAGCCAGGGGUGACUUCCCUGUGCUUAGUCACCCCAGUGCUUCCGCCACUGGGUAUUUUAGAGGAAAAUUAAGAAUUCUUUACAUUUGAUAGUAGGAAUAAGAUGUUGUCUAAGAUGUAAUAGUGAGUGGGUCUUGCACCCAUGCCAUACAUGUUAGGAACAAUGGAAUCACACCACCUAUCAGAGUAGAGAAUUGGAAACUGAUUGGUUCUGUUAAUAGAUUUUUUUAACUUAUUUUAAUUUGUUUUGCUUUUGUCAAUAAAGACCUUUACUAUAGGAGGUGGUCUAUCACACUUAACCCCUUCGCCCCUCUUUUCCUCCCGGAGCCUCCCUCCGACCACCAUCGAUGAAGAAACACCAGAUCUCUGAGAAGCCAAUCUCUUCCCCUCUUCCCUUUCUUCAACUUCUGCCCCUUUCUGGGUUUAGAAGAUGUGAAAACCCAAAAAUGUUGUAGCAGAGCCCAUCAUCAUAGGCAAGAUAACUUGGCUUACCACUCUUCUCUCAGAACUUGGUCACCCUUUGCCCUCUAUGCCUAGAAUUCAUUGUGAUAAUAUUGGGACCACGUAUCUAUGUGCAAACCCAGUUUUUCACUCAAGAAUGAAACACUUGGCCAUUGAUUUUCACUUUGUCAGGGAACUAGUUCAACAAGGUAAGCUCACUGUCUCUCACAUAUCAACUAAAGACCAACCAGCUGAUGCCUUGACUAAACCUUUAUCUGCUGCCAAGUUCUGCACAUUUAGAGACAAGAUGCAUGUCAUUGAUGGUGACAUCAUCUUGCGGGGGCGUAAAGAUAAUCAGUUACCACAAGAAGAGGAGCAGCAAAUAUUUUCUGUUAGCACGUGAAGAGAAGCCAUUAUGUAUCUGUUGUGAAUUGGUAUAUUAAUACAUUAUGUAUCUAUAUCAAGUUGCUAUUUUAUCUCCAGUUUAAAUUUAAA
Molecule: messenger RNA, 2475 nt
Organism: Lotus japonicus
Lineage: Eukaryota; Viridiplantae; Streptophyta; Magnoliopsida; Fabales; Fabaceae
Product: glutathione gamma-glutamylcysteinyltransferase 1-like
Exons: 6
Coding region: 1-981 (326 amino acids)
Biological process (GO): response to metal ion; detoxification of copper ion; phytochelatin biosynthetic process
Molecular function (GO): metal ion binding; glutathione gamma-glutamylcysteinyltransferase activity
Source: RefSeq, a predicted model, not a curated record